Mercurialis annua (annual mercury) is the source of this 408-nucleotide messenger RNA. RefSeq lists its product as uncharacterized. The transcript has 2 exons. Lineage: Eukaryota; Viridiplantae; Streptophyta; Magnoliopsida; Malpighiales; Euphorbiaceae. The record is from RefSeq and is a predicted model, not a curated record. Gene Ontology annotation, molecular function: nucleic acid binding. Bases 1 to 408 code for a protein of 135 amino acids.
AUGUCAGUCGCAAACCAGAAGUACCUCAAGGAUCAAUGGAAAGCCCUUGGCCAUUCGCCACAUAAGGAAUUGAUAUACGUUCUGUGGGCAUACAGAACGACUCCUAGAAAGGGGACAGGCGAGACACCUUUCAGACUCGCCUAUGGCACUGAAGCGGUAAUCCCAGUAGAAAUUGGCGUACCCAGCAUCAGGGUGAACUACCUGGAAGAAGAAACCAACGAGGCUAGAACAAGACUAUGUCUAGUCCUACUAGAGGAAAGAAGAGAUGAAGCAGUAGUCCGAGCCACUACAUAUAAGAAACAAGCUGCAAGAUAUCAUAACAAGAGAAUAAAUUCGAGAGAAUUUCAAAAAGGCGAUCUAGUCUUACGGAACGCAGAAAUUGGCAGAGGAAACGCAGGAGUAAAGUAA